Lutra lutra (Eurasian river otter) is the source of this 1526-nucleotide messenger RNA. RefSeq names its product corticotropin releasing hormone (gene CRH). The transcript has 3 exons. Bases 425 to 1015 code for a protein of 196 amino acids. The record is from RefSeq and is a predicted model, not a curated record. Gene Ontology annotation, cellular component: extracellular region. Gene Ontology annotation, biological process: positive regulation of cortisol secretion; negative regulation of glucagon secretion; negative regulation of epinephrine secretion. Gene Ontology annotation, molecular function: corticotropin-releasing hormone activity. Lineage: Eukaryota; Metazoa; Chordata; Mammalia; Carnivora; Mustelidae.
AAAUCAUUUAUUGCAAUUAUUGUUGCUGUGAAGAGUACAUUAGCACAAGUCAGGACUUCACAGCUAUUGACAAUUAAAUUACAAGGAAAACAAGAUGGAAAAUGAGGGCCCUAUGAUUUAUGCAGGAGCAGAGGCAGCACGCAAUCGAGCUGUCAAGAGAGCGUCAGCUUAUUAGGCAAAUGCUGCGUGGUUUCUGAAGAGGGUCGACGCUAUAAAAUCCCACUCCAGGCUCUGGUGUGGAGAAACUCAGAGCCCAAGUCCGUUGAGAGAUUGAAGAGAAAGAUAAGAGGGGAAGAAAAAGAGAGUGAGGACAGAAAGGCGAAGGGAAGAAAACCCCUGAAAAAGCCCCGCAGACGUCCCUCUGCAGAGAGGCGGCAGCGCCCCACUCACCUGCAGAAGCACCUCAGAAGCGAGCGCCCCUACCAUGCGGCUGCCGCUGCUCUUGUCCGCGGGCGUCUUGCUGGUGGCUCUCCUGCCCUGCCCGCCAUGCAGGGCCCUCCUCAGCCGGGGGCCCAUCCCCGGCGCCCGGCAGGCCCCGCAGCACCCCCAGCCCCUGGAUUUCUUCCAGCUGCCGCCGCAGCCCCAGCAGCCCCAACAGCCGCAGGCUCGGCCCGUCCUGCUUCGCAUGGGGGAGGAAUAUUUCCUCCGCCUGGGUAACCUCAACAAGAGCCCCGCUGCUCCCCUCUUGCCCGCCUCUUCACCUGUCGCUGGCGGCAGCGGCAGCCGCCUUUCGCCGGACGAGGCGGCCGCCAACUUUUUCCGCGCUUUGCUGCAGCAGCUGCCGCUGCCCCGGCGCCCGCUCGACAGCCCCACAGGUCCCGCCGAGCGCAGAGCCGAGAACGCCCUCGGCAGCCGCCAGGAGACACCGGAGAGGGAGAGGCGAUCCGAGGAACCUCCCAUCUCGCUGGAUCUCACCUUCCACCUCUUACGAGAAGUCUUGGAAAUGGCCAGGGCUGAGCAGUUAGCGCAGCAAGCUCACAGCAACAGGAAACUGAUGGAGAUUAUUGGGAAAUAAAACGGUGCGUUUGGCCAAAAAGAUGCAGUAUUUAGCACACACAAAAAAUGAAAAAAAAAUUAAAAUAAUACAAUAUUCUGUAUCAUAGCGUUGCUCUAAUACCAUUUGUUUAUUUUUUUAUAGCUUGAAGCCUAGCCGAUAUACAGCGAGAAAGCCUAUACUCCUUAAUUAGCAUGCACAAAGUGUAUUCACGUGCAGUAACAGCAACAAAAUGUUAUUUGUAUUGUCUACUCUGAGUUUCCAUUUCCAGGUGUCUUUAAUGGUGUUUAGAAAGUAUAGACCCAGAAGGAAAUGUUUUGAAGCAGACAGAAGUCACCCAAUUUAUUUUGUUGUGGUCUGAGCCAAAGAGAAUGUCAUUCUCUUGGGUGGGUGAAACAAAAUCUGUAAGCUCUUUGAAUCAACCUUUCCUUGUAAACGUUUCAGUAAUAAAACAUCUUUCCAAUCCUUGGUCAAUUUGGUUGUGUAAGAGAAUGUUGAAUAUUUAUAUUUUUAAUAAAAGCUGCAAAGAUAA